AACAAGUCAUUACUCACUGGCCAAAUCUGUUUGGUCUUUCUUUACCUUCAUUGCUUUUUUCUUUCUGUUUUUGCAGAUAUCUUGUGGCUCCCUUCAGAAUGAAAAAUAGUGAAUCCAGUAGUAGCAUAAGUUUAUUUGUUUAUCUCACUCUCUUGCUUAUUUCAAAACCAUGGGGAGUAGCUGCAAGCAUAAUUCCAAAUCCAAUUUCAAACAAGCAUUACUAUUCUGCAUAUCCUGUGAUAUUUUCACCUUCCAGCCCUGUUCCUGAAAUAAAAUAUGAUGUCUUUGUUAGCUUUAGGGGUGCUGAUAUUCGCAAGAAUUUCCUUAGUCAUGUCCUCGAGGCUUUAGCACGAAAGCAAAUUGUUGUCUUUUCGGACAAGAAGCUUAAAGGAGGAGAUGAAAUAUCAGAACUUCAUAGAGCAAUUGAAAAAUCAUUCAUUUCAUUGGUCAUAUUUUCCCCAAACUUUGCAUCUUCACAUUGGUGUUUAGACGAGGUUGUGAAAAUAGUCGAGUGGAGAGAAAAAUAUGGUAGGAUACUGAUUCCGGUAUUCUACCAAGUAGAUCCCUCAGAUGUACGGCAUCAAAAUGGGACUUAUAGAGAUGUUUUUGCUCAACAUGAAAAAAACUAUGAUAUGAACAAGGUCCUAAGCUGGAGAUCUGCUUUGAAGCAAUCUGCCAAUAUGUCUGGAUUUGAUUCAUCACAUGUUUCGGAUGAUGCUAAGCUUGUUGAAGAAAUAGUUCAAAAUGUGUUGACAAAGUUGAAUCAAGUGGACCAAGGCAAGUCAAAAGGACUUGUAGGAAUUGAAAAGCAAAUUUCACCUAUAGAAUCCUUGUUACAUUUAGAGUUGGAAGAUGUUCGUGUUCUUGGAAUUUGGGGUAUGCCCGGUAUUGGUAAAACAACUAUUACUGAAGAAGUAUUUCGUAGACUACAUUCUAAAUACGAAAGUUAUUGUUUUAUGGCUAAUGUAAGAGAAGAAUCAGAAAGAUAUGGCACAAACAAUUUGAGGUUAAGAAACAAGCUUUUAUCCACUCUAUUAAAGGAAGAAAAUUUGAAAGAUGACCUGAUUAAUGGAUUACCUUCUUGGGUUAAGAAAAGGCUUAGCCGCAUGAAGGUUCUUAUUGUUCUUGAUGAUGUCAAAGAUGCAGAGCAACUAGAAGUUUUGAUUGGAACAGAUGAUUGGUUAGGACCAGGAAGUAGAAUCAUCAUAACUACUAGAGAUAAGCAAGUACUAGCUGGAAAAGUUGAUGAUAUAUAUGAGGUUGAGCCAUUGGACUCUGCUGAAUCUUUUCAACUUUUCAAUCUGCAUGCUUUUACUAAACAUGAGGAUCUUGAAAUGGAGUACUAUAAGCUAUCAGAGAAGAUGGUAGAUUAUACCAAAGGUGUCCCACUAGUUCUUAAAGCUUUAGCUAACCUUCUUUGUGGGAAAGAUAAAGACAUAUGGGAAAGCCAAGCAAGGAUUUUGAAAAUAGAGCAGAUUGAAAAUGUCCAUGAUGUUUUCAGAUUGAUAUACACUAAUCUUGAUUAUCAUGAAAAGAAUAUAUUCUUGGAUAUUGCCUGCUUUUUUGACGGAUUGAAAUUGAAUCUUGACCUCAUAAAACUUCUAUUAAAAGAUCGUCGUUAUUCCGUGAGCACUAAAUUAGACAGGCUGAAAGAUAAAGCUCUUGUAACUAUUUCUCAACAGAGCAUUGUAUCAAUGCAUGACAUUAUACAAGAAACCGCUUGGGAUAUUGUACGACAAGAGUCUGUUGAAGAACCUGGAAGCCGAAGCCGACUAUUUGAGCCUGAUGACAUUUAUCAUGUAUUGAAAGAUGACAAGGGAAGUGAGGCCAUCAGAAGUAUGGCCAUUAGAUUAUCUGAAAUUAAGGAGCUGCAGUUAAGCCCUCAAGUAUUUGCCAAGAUGAGCAAGUUGAAAUUUUUGGAUAUUUACACUAAGGGGUCUCCAAAUGAAGGUAGUCUGUGUCUUCCUCAAGGGCUUGAAUUCUUGCCUAAUGAACUGAGAUAUCUUCGUUGGGAGUAUUACCCUUUGGAAUCCUUGCCAUCCAAAUUUUCUGCAGAAAACCUUGUUACAUUGAGCUUGCCUUAUAGCCGAUUGAAAAAACUUUGGCAUGGAGUGAAGGAUCUUGUGAAUUUGAAUGUCCUGAUACUCCAUUCAUCAACACUCCUAACAGAGCUACCAGACUUUUCAAAGGCCACAAGUCUUGCAGUAAUGGACCUCCAAUUCUGUCCAGGGUUGACUAGUGUCCAUCCAUCUAUUUUCUCUCUCAAAAAUCUUAAGAAACUGGAUCUGAGUGGAUGCAUUUCCCUUACAAGACUUCAAAGCAAUAAUAACCAUUUAAGUUCCCUUAGUCAUCUCUCCCUCUACAACUGCACAUCACUGAAGGAAUUCUCAGUGACCUCAAAGAAUAUGAACGAACUGAAUUUAGAACUCACAAGUAUCAAAGAACUACCCUCAUCAAUUGGACUUCAAACCAAACUUGAAAAGUUACUUCUAGGACACACUCACAUUGAGAGCUUGCCUAGGAGCAUCAAGAAUCUUACAAGGUUGAAACAACUAGGCUUGCAUCAUUGCAGAGAGCUUCAAACUCUACCGGAGCUUCCUCUAUCGCUAGAAAUACUAGAUGCUAUUGGUUGUGUAUCACUGGAGAAUGUAGUGUUUGGUUCAACUGCUAGUGAACAACUUAAGGAAAAGAGGAAAAGGGUUAUCUUCUGGAAUUGCCUUAAACUAAAUGAGCCUUCUCUCAAGGCUAUUGGGUUGAAUGCUCAAAUUAACAUGAUGAGCUUUUCACACAAACAUAUAUCCACAUGCGAUCAUAAUCGUGAUCGUCAUCAUGAUCAUGAUCACGAUCUUAAUCAACGCAUGUACGUGUACCCAGGUAGCAAAAUUCCAGAGUGGUUGGAAUAUAGUACAACUACACAUGAUUUCAUAACUAUUGAUCUUUCUUCUGCUCCUUAUUUCUCUAGGUUAGGCUUCAUUUUUGGCUUCAUCAUUCCAACCAUCUCAUCAGAGGGUUCAAUUCUUAAAUUCAAAAUUAGUGAUUGCAAUGGCUUCAUCAUUCCAACCAUCUCAUCAAAGGGUUCAAUUCUUAAAUUAAAAAUCAAUGACUGUGAUGGUGAAGAUGAAGGUAUUAAAGUGUACUUGAACAGACCACAUCACGGAAUUGAAUCGGAUCAUGUGUAUCUAAUGUAUGACCCAAGAUUGUCUCAUUACCUAGCUAGCCGAGUCAAUGAUUGGUCAAUGAUUAAAAUUCAGGUUAGAGCAUCAUCAAGAACACCGACAUCACAGUACAUGCCAGUGCAGUUAAGAGGAUUUGGUGUUAGCCUAGUAACCCCUUCACUAUAUGACAAGUUUAAACAGCAAUUGGAAUUUGGUGAUGAUAGUGUUGUUCCGGAUAAUACAUGUCCAGUGGAAGAGAGAUCGAUAUUGCAGGCUUUGAAUUUGCUAAAGUAAAUUGGAACAUGAAAUCUGUCUUUGAUUGAAUAAUAGUCUUUGUGGCAGUAUGUUAUAUGUAUUGCUGUGAAGUAAGUUUAUUUGGUGUUUUAUUAACUUGUUUUCGAUCCUUAUUGUUUUGUUUCAGAGCUUACAAAAUUUCUAGAGGCAAGAUUCAGUAUACAUAAUAAUAUACUAUGUACUAGUGGUUUAGCAAAUCAAUGUAUACUCACCUCGAUAUAACUUUGAGACGCUUCAAUUCAACACUGGUUUGUUUAUCCUUCUGCAGUGCCUUUACUCGAAAAUUAUUUCAAUGAUCAAUGACAAUGCAGAUCUGUUUGUAUAAACAACUUAAUUAAGUGCAUACAAAUUAGAAUAUAAUGGUCCGUUUGGAUUGGCUUAUUGUUUAGCUUAUGCAAAACAACUUGUGCAAAUAAAUAAGUUUUUGUGUAUUAUUAUAAGUUUUUCAAAGUAGUUUAUGAAAAAACAGUUUAUAAAGACACAAUUUUUGUUAGUGAAAACAUAUGAAUUAACAUAAAAGUUUAUUUGUUUGCAUAAGCUAUUUUCAUAAGGUCAAAAAAUAAGCCAAAUUCAAAUGGCCCCAAGUGUUUAUCACCAAAUGCUUAUGUAUAAGUCAUUUCUAUAACAAAAGAUAAAAUAAAACCAAAUUGUUUUCAUAUAAGCAAUAAGCUAUUUUUAUUGGACAGCUUAUUUUUAUAAGCUAUAAACUAUUUUGGCGAGCUUAUAAGCUAUAAGCUGAAAACAACUUAUGGACAUGUCAUAAACUGUUGUUUUCAUAAGCUCUUCCAAACAGUCUCAAAGUGCUUAUGGUAUGAAUUGUGAUAAUAAUAUGAUAAUUUAAAAACGGAUAAUCAUUUCAUCUAGAAA
Molecule: messenger RNA, 4316 nt
Organism: Trifolium pratense (red clover)
Lineage: Eukaryota; Viridiplantae; Streptophyta; Magnoliopsida; Fabales; Fabaceae
Product: disease resistance protein RPV1-like
Exons: 4
Coding region: 99-3449 (1116 amino acids)
Biological process (GO): defense response; signal transduction
Molecular function (GO): ADP binding
Source: RefSeq, a predicted model, not a curated record